This is a messenger RNA of Fusarium venenatum, 2454 nucleotides long. RefSeq names its product P-loop containing nucleoside triphosphate hydrolase protein. Gene Ontology annotation, biological process: microtubule-based movement. The record is from RefSeq and is a predicted model, not a curated record. NCBI's taxonomy places the organism in Eukaryota, Fungi, Ascomycota, Sordariomycetes, Hypocreales, Nectriaceae. Gene Ontology annotation, molecular function: ATP binding; microtubule binding; microtubule motor activity. Gene Ontology annotation, cellular component: microtubule cytoskeleton.
AUGGAGGACACCUCAUCAUUUCGAACCUCCAAGAUGAGUCGACUCCCCGCACCUUCUUCGAUGUCCAUGUCGAUAGGAGGGGGAGGCCUUACGGAAUGGAGCGAGUCGCAACACAAUGCUCGCAUUGCGUCUACUGCGAGCUCACUAUCGGCCCUCAAGAACCUGAAGCGCGAGAUCCCUCAACCAGCCGCGCAAUCUGAUCCUAAGCGCAAGCCGCUUUCCGAACGCGCUCUCGAGUAUUCUUCCAAACCUACAUCUUAUGCCUCCGGCGCAGCGGCUGCACGAUCAGGUGUGCGGCCUCAGAGUCUAGCGGGCAUGUCUUCCGGGCUCAAGCAACCCUCAACCACUCAGUCACGACUCGGCGCAGCUACAUCGAUGGGCUUUAACAAGGCCACCCAAAACGGACGAUAUGGCACGACAACGACAACGACUACACGAAUUAACGGACCUAAUGGAGUCAAUGGACGCCCUACGCAUACCCGAUCGAAAAGCCAAGCACCCCGUCCACGAACAGCGCAUGCUAUCCGCGAAGAAGAACGACAAGAGCCUCCAGCAAAUACUGCAUGGGACGUUGACGGUCGAGUCGUGGACAUGGAGUCCCAAUUCAAAGAACUAAAGGAGAUGGUCAACACUACUCUUAUUGAGCGAAAGGGGCAUGAUGAUGCUCUUGAACUAGCCAAGAAGCGAGUGAAAGAGUUGGAGAGUGAUAAGGAGAAGCUCGACAUGAGGAACGACGCCUUGAAAUCAGAUCUCGACUCGGCAAGAGAGGAAGGACGCCAGAUCCGACACGAAAUGGACAAGAAAAAGUGGGAAUUCGAACGACAAAUGGACGACCAGGAACGAAAGCAUAGAGAAAAGAUUGACGACAUAUCACGGCAACAUAGAACAGCAACCGAAGAGCUCAAGCGAGAAUUGGACCGACUAAAGGAGGAACAGACAAAGGACCACGAGCAAAAGGUCGAAAGCUUGACAAGGCUCUACCAUCAGGAAUUGUCGGAAGAGCGACAAAAGAAGGACCGCGAGAUCCAAGAACUACGAACCCGGAUGGGCAACGAGCACCAGGAUAUGGGCGUUGCUAUACAAAGAAAGGACCGUGAACUCCAAGAAGCCAACUCCAUGGUGGAAAAUCUUAGAGGGGAUCUCCAGCGGGAACGCACCUUGAAGAGCACUCUUCAAACGAGCAUCGCCGAACUUUCGGCAGCCAACACGACACUAGAGGCCAAGAUCAACUCGCUCAAGUCACACGUCGAAUUCCUUGAAUCAGACAACAAGGCCCAGUCGGACUCAUUCGCCAACAUGGAGGCACGUCUACAAGAAGCCCUCCGUGUAGCCGAAGAAGCCCAGACCAAGCUCAUCAAGGAGGAGACCGAGCGACGAGUUCUUUUCAACAAGUACCAAGAGCUCAAGGGCAACAUUCGAGUCAUGUGCCGUGUUCGACCGCCCCUGGGUAAUGGAGAGGGAGAGGAGGCUAAGAUGUCGUUCCCUGAUGACAAAACAUCUUCCGAGAUCGUUCUAGCUGGCCCUGAGGAAAAGAGCAGCUUGGGACAAAUCACACGGAAGAACUACCCGUUCGAGUUCGAUCGUGUCUUUGUUCCCGGUACUCAGAACGAAGAGAUCUUCGGCGAGAUCUCUCAGUUAGUUCAGAGCGCACUCGAUGGCUACAAUGUGUGCAUCUUCUGUUAUGGCCAAACAGGCUCUGGAAAGACACAUACCAUGUCUUCUAUCGAUGGUAUGAUCCCACGUGCCACCCACAUGAUCUACGACACCAUCACCAAGCUCAAGGAAAAGUCCUGGGAGUACACCAUGGAGGGUUCGUUUGUUGAGGUGUACAACGAAGAGCUCAACGACUUGUUGACGCCCAAUGAUCGAGCUGCAGCAAGAAAGUUGGAGAUUCGUCAUGACGAAAUUCGCAAGCAGACAACAAUCACGAACUGCCAGUCAGUACGUCUUGACAGUCCAUCCAGUGUAGAAAUGAUGCUUGAGGAGGCACAGAACAACCGAUCCGUAGCAGCCACCAAGGCCAACGAGCGGUCGUCCCGAUCCCACAGUAUCUUUAUCCUCAAGCUGAUCGGAGAGAAUUCUGCCACCGGGGAGCGAUGCGAGGGCACAUUGAACCUUGUUGAUUUGGCGGGUUCCGAGCGUCUCAAGCACUCACAGGCUGAGGGCGACCGUAUGAAGGAAACCCAAAACAUCAACAAGAGUCUCAGCUGCUUGGGCGAUGUCAUCGAGGCACUCGGACGAGGAUCAGGUCACAUCCCGUACCGCAAUUCCAAGUUGACCCACUUGCUGCAAUACAGCCUGGGAGGUAACAGCAAGACUCUGAUGUUUGUUAUGGUUUCGCCACUCGAGACACAUCUGAAGGAAACAUUGACAAGUCUUCGAUUUGCGACAAAGGUGCACAACACUCAUAUUGGUACGGCCAAGGCGACCAAAAAGGUGCGCGAUUCAACAUAG